This is a messenger RNA of Cylindrotheca closterium, 681 nucleotides long. The record is from the annotation of a GenBank genome assembly. Lineage: Eukaryota; Bacillariophyta; Bacillariophyceae; Bacillariales; Bacillariaceae.
AUGAAAGAGUACAAGACUGAUCGAAAGGUAUCCUUUGAGCCAACAAAAGAUACCAUAAUACUGGUGUCUGGAAGAGAGGAUUUCACUGAUGAGGAGAAAAAGUUAUAUUGGUAUUCUGCGCUAGAAAAGGAAAAAAUGCACGAUCAAUGCUUCAAAGAUGCCAUGCGACUGGAAUUAGAGGAAGUCAAGAACCCGUCGUGUUAUCGUGGAAUGGAACCUUUUACUACAGAAGGAGAACAGUCCUCGACAAAUGCUAUCAAUGCAUGCAUUGAUGCAGUUAUGGAUGAGCAGGAUAGACAAUGGGAGAGGCGCGAAGACGAUUAUGAUCGUAUCGCCGCAAUAUCACAGGAAGUCUCAAAAUGCAGCGUCGAUCGAGCAAUAAUGCGAGCCAUAGAAGAUGCAAGAGAAGCUAUAAGGAUAAAUAUCACUCCUAAGCAAAACGUGUCUGGAACAUCAGAACAUGCCCACAGAUCAUUGUCCUCUGAACCUGGUUUCGAAAUGAAGGAACCGGUGGUUACAAGAAAACAACGAGAGAUUUUUUCAAUGAUGAUAGAACAUGACAUGAUCUCAGGACACCGAAGAAGAGGACGAAACAAGAAAGAUUGCAGGUAUGAUUCAGACAAAAGCAGGGCCAAUAGAAGAAGGCUCCUCGAUAACAGAAUACCGUACAAAUGCUACUAG